Molecule: messenger RNA, 2825 nt
Organism: Saccoglossus kowalevskii
Lineage: Eukaryota; Metazoa; Hemichordata; Enteropneusta; Harrimaniidae
Product: elongation factor Tu, mitochondrial-like
Biological process (GO): mitochondrial translational elongation
Cellular component (GO): mitochondrion
Molecular function (GO): GTPase activity; GTP binding; translation elongation factor activity
Source: RefSeq, a predicted model, not a curated record
CGCAUUAGACAAUCCAACAUGGCCGCGCUCGUCACGUUGAGAUGUUGCAGUGUUGCGAGAUUGGCUCUUCGAAAUACUCCAUCCAGAGCAUGUCGAGAGUCCACAUACCAUCGUCAGCUAAUCAAUAACACACGUAUAUCAUCGGUGUUGUCGAGAAGGCAUUAUGCUGAUAAACAAACAUAUGACAGAAGCAAACCGCACGUCAAUAUCGGUACGAUAGGUCAUGUAGAUCACGGUAAAACUACGCUGACAGCAGCAAUUACAAAAGUUUUAUCUGAGCAAGGAACAAGUGGAUCAACCAAAUUCCAUAAAUAUGAUGAAAUUGACAAAGCACCAGAAGAACGGAAACGAGGCAUCACAAUAAACUCUGCUCAUGUUGAAUAUGAAACUAUGACAAGACAUUAUGCUCACACUGAUUGUCCAGGUCACUUGGAUUACAUAAAGAACAUGAUUACUGGUGCAGCUCAGAUGGAGGGUGCUAUAUUGGUUGUUGCCGCAGAUGAUGGUCAAAUGCCUCAAACCAGAGAACAUUUGCUUCUUGCCAAGCAGAUUGGCAUGGAGAAGAUUGUGGUAUAUAUAAAUAAAGCUGACGUGGUCGACGCCGAAGUAUUAGAACUUGUUGAAAUGGAAAUGAGGGAAGUUUUGUCUGAGUUUGGUUUUGAUGGCGACAACUCUCCUAUUAUAACUGGGUCAGCUCUUUAUGCCAUGGAGGGACGUGAUCCUAAACUUGGUGAGGAAUCCAUCAAAGCAUUACUUGCGGCUGUGGAUGAAUACAUACCACUACCAGUUCGUGAGUUAGACAAACCUUUCAUGAUGCCAGUAGAAAGUGUCCAUUCCAUACCAGGUCGUGGUACUGUAGUAACUGGACGAGUGGAAAGAGGCAUUAUCAAGAAAGGUGACGACGUAGAAUUUAUUGGGCAUAAUGCCAAACUUAAAUCUAUUAUAACAGGCAUUGAAACUUUCCACAAAACGUUGGGCACUGGUGAAGCAGGAGACCAGCUGGGUGCUUUGUGUCGAGGGUUGAAACGAGACGAAAUUAAACGUGGUAUGGUAUUAUGUAAACCAGGCUCACUCAAAGCACAUCAAGAAAUUGAAGCACAGGUUUAUUUCCUAAGUAAAGAAGAAGGUGGUCGACACAAACCGCUAACAACUAACUACACGCCAGUUAUGUUUUCUUAUACAUGGGACACAUCAGCUAGAAUUUCAUUACCUGAAGAUAAAGAAAUGGUUAUGCCAGGUGAAGAUAUUAAAGUUAACAUGAGUCUAUUGAAACCCAUGGUGACUGAGAUUGGUCAAAGAUUUACACUCCGUGAUGGCAAAAUUACUAUUGGUACCGGAGUCAUAACAAGUAUUUUACCAGAUGCUGCCAAGACAGCGUGAUUUGACACCACGUAGUAGACGAGUUUUGAGUUGGUGUCAUCAGUCAUGCGUAAAUGGGGGGGGGGGGUUGAUUUCCAGGUCACAGAAUUUAUUUGCUAGUUUUCCUGGUUCCUGCCAUUUUGAUAUUAAAUGUUUUUGUGGCGAAAACAACACACACCCAACCCUGACCUGCGUAGAUGAAAAUGUUUUUUACACACCAGAGUACCGGUACUCAAGUUUCUAUGGCAACAGUAAUACUCAAAACUGGUUUAUUGGUUGCUUGUUUAGGUUUUUAAUAAUGUGAUAUGCAGAGCUUGAACUAUGUGGACAUGUUGACUCUAAUGGCUCAAAAAUGUGUUCUUGCAUCCCUUCAAAAUCUAUAGAUUUUUUGCCAAACUAUUACUAUAUGCUAAGGUAAUUUUAUCACUUUUUUAGCUCCGCUGUUGACUUUGUCGAGCGGAGCUUAUCAUUUGGGUGAUUGUCCGUCGUCAGUGUCCGUCGUCGUCCGUGUCAAUAUUUUACAUUUUCAACUUCUUCUUGAAAACUACAAGCCUGAAUGCUUUGAUACUUGGUUUAUAUGUACCUUGGGUAGACCUCUCAUAGAUUUGUUCAUUUCAUGAUGAUAUCUUCAAUUCUCCAAUUUUGGUGAAUAUUUUUGUCAUUUUUGGUGAAAAGUGAUAUUUUCGACUUCUUGUUAAAAACCGCAAGGCCAAUUACUUUGAUAUUACUUAUAUAGGUACUACAUGUGGACCUCUUUCAGAUUUGUUAAUUUCGUGGUGAUAUUUUCAAUUAUCUAAUUUUGAUGAUUAUUUUUGUCAUUUUUAGUGAAAAGUGAUAUUUUUGAAUUCUUGUUGAAAACAGAAAGUCCCGUUGCUUUGAUACUAUACAUAUUGUUCAUUUUCUAAUGAUAUCUUCUGUUCUUUAAUUGAAAUGUGCAUUGCUAACAGCGGAGCUAUCUCAGCCGACAGGCUGCUUGUCCUUGAAAUUGCUGCCCCCUCUCAACUGUGGAAGUUCAAGCUUUGGAUAUAGAAUCUUCAAAGUGCUGUUAGUCAUUGUUAUUGAGUAUGGAAGCACAAUAGUUGAACAACAAAGGAAUUCAUCAUGAUAGCAUGUGAAUAGAAAAUUAAAGUACAUCUUUGUGCCAUUGGUUACAACACCGUCCCUCGAGGGACGGUGGUUACAAGUCAAGGACAUAAAUAAAUUCUGUACCAAAUCAAACAUGGUUGAUUGGUCAAAAUAAUUCAUGUACUGAAUCCUUCAUGACUGUCCAGAAUUAGUUUCCUAAAUCUACUAUGUGAGAUAGUUAAUCUUUAUGGCAUGUAUGGCUUAUACAUUAUUUCAUAUUAUGGAAAUAUUUUAAUCCUCACUGACAGGAUUUAUAAUUUGUCAUAACUUUAUUUGGUGGGUUAUAGCUCUAGAGUUUUGUAUUAUGUGAAUUGAAAUAAAUAUUACAGUAUGGUGGAAAA